AUGCGUCGAUGGAUAAACACAUCAUUAUACCUCUAUAUGGUAUUUGAUGUGGUCCUCACGAACUUGUCGUUUGGCUACUUCUCACCCGGUUGGAAGUUCGACACAGAAGCAUUUCUGAAUAUUUCAACAUUUUCUCUGCCAUAUCGCUUCACAAAGACUCCGUAUGAAUUCCAAAUUCUCAUGUUCAUCCGGCAAAUCAUAUGUGUCAUCGCUGUGCUUCUUAUCAUUUUUGACAAAAAAGACAAGACAAAGUACCUGUUCCCAGUCGUCACUUUCAAUGCCGUAUUCAGCUAUUCAUUUUCCCUGGUGAAAUUCCUUGCUUUCUCGGAAUAUACAGAACAACUUUAUUACCCUGGAGUAUAUAUUUCCGUUGGAUGGACAAUUCUCUCUGGAUUUGUUCAAGGUCUCGUGUGGUACUUCGUUCUCGCCUCUCAUCCAUUCGACUACCAUCGAUUGCUAAAUACAACGGCUAACAGUGAUGAUGUUCCUGCAGUAGAAACUGCAACUGACGCCACCACAGAAGCAACAUCUACGAGCAGCGUUGAAAAUGGAGUUUUCCCCACAAACGCUCCUCGACGUCCACUCCGAAAAGUUCUCCGGCAGCUGUUCUCCUACUGUGGACAUCAAUGGCCAUGGUUUGUUGCCGGCUUCUUUUUCCUCAACAUCUAUGCUCUAGCUCGUGUGUUCAUUCCAAACUAUACCGCCCAAGUCAUUGCCGACAUCGUGAACCAACGAGGAUUCGAUGCGCUCUUCCAUUCGAUCUUGAUUCUGUGUGCUCUCACAGCUACUAGUUCUUUCUUUGGUGGCCUUCGUGGUGGAUGCUUCGAUUACGCCACAGCUCUUGUCACACUUCGAAUUCGUUUGGAUCUUUUCACAUCGCUUAUCAGUCAAGAUAUUGCUUUCUUCGACACUUCCAAAACCGGAGAAACGAUGUCUCGACUCACCUCUGAUUGCCAAACGAUUUCUUCCACAGUUUCUACGAACGUUAACGUUUUCAUGCGAAACGGUGUGAUGCUCGUUGGAGCUCUGGUUUUCAUGUUUGUCAUGUCCUGGCGUCUUGCGAUGGUUACUUUCAUUGCAGUCCCAUUUGUCGGGUUCAUCACCAAAGUUUACAGCAAAUUUUACGAUAAAAUCUCGGAAACCUUGCAACAGACAAUCGCUGAUGCGAACCAAAUGGCUGAAGAAGUCAUUUCGACAAUGAGAACUGUCAGAAGUUUUGCUUGUGAAAAACGAGAGCAGAAGCGAUUUGAGAAUCUUUUGUCGAGCACACUGACUGUCAACCGGAAACGCGCUCUCGCUUACAUGGGCUACACCUGGAACAACGAAUUCUGUGAUAAUGCCAUUCUGAUCGCAGUCCUCUCCUAUGGAGGUCAUCUCGUUUUGACUGGAAAGAUGGGAAAGGAAGAAUUGAUUACUUUCCUUCUUUAUCAAAUGCAACUGGGAGAAAACCUUUAUAUGCUAUCGUAUGUGAUGUCUGGAUUGAUGGAGGCAGUUGGAGCAUCUAGAAAGGUCUUUGACUUAGUGGAUCGCAAACCUCAAUUCGAAUUGAAUGGAAGAGUCGAACCACGUGUCAAUGGGAACAUCACAUUCUCCAAUGUCGGAUUCACAUAUCCAUCUCGUCCCAACAACCCUGUGCUCAAGGAUUUAACUCUUAAUAUCAAAGCAGGAGAAACGGUAGCUCUCGUAGGCCCAAGUGGUGGAGGAAAAUCUUCAAUCGUUUCGCUCAUCGAACAUUUUUAUGAGCCCGACAAUGGAACGAUCACACUUGAUGAUGUACCGAUUAAGGAUAUCAAUCACGUCUUCUAUCAUCAAAAGGUAGCCCUAGUAGCCCAGGAACCUGUUCUCUAUAAUGGAUCCGUUCGUCACAACAUUCUCUACGGUUGCGAUUUUGCUACUGAAGAUGAUAUGCUGAACGCUUCUAAGAUGGCUAACGUUCAUGACUUUGUGAUGGAGUUGGAGAAAGGAUAUGACACUAACUGUGGAGAGAAAGGUGUUCAAAUGAGCGGUGGACAGAAGCAACGAAUCGCUAUUGCACGUGCGCUGGUGCGCAAUCCGGCUGUUCUCAUUCUUGAUGAAGCCACCAGUGCAUUGGACACGGAGUCUGAAGCUUUAGUUCAGCAAGCUCUCAGCAAAUGUGCUCAAGAACGAACUGUCAUCAUUAUCGCCCACCGUUUGUCGACUAUUGAGAAGGCUAACAAAAUCGCUGUGAUCGUCAAAGGACACCUCGUUCAGGUAACCAAAUUCUUCGUUAGAGCAACUCAUCGAGUUGUAAUUCCUGAAUUUCAGAUGGGUACACACAAUGAUCUGAUGACCGACACUGAUGGAAUGUAUUAUUCUCUUGUCUCUCGCCAAAUGCUGAACGCCAAAGUUGGAGACGAAUAG
Molecule: messenger RNA, 2382 nt
Organism: Caenorhabditis briggsae
Lineage: Eukaryota; Metazoa; Nematoda; Chromadorea; Rhabditida; Rhabditidae
Gene: Cbr-haf-2
Product: Protein CBR-HAF-2
Exons: 6
Coding region: 1-2382 (793 amino acids)
Biological process (GO): transmembrane transport; peptide transport
Cellular component (GO): membrane
Molecular function (GO): ATP binding; ABC-type oligopeptide transporter activity; ATP hydrolysis activity
Source: RefSeq, a predicted model, not a curated record